AUGCCCAAGGCAGAGGUCGGCUCGGUCAAGCACCUUAACAACAAGCUCAAGUCCAAGGGCUUGCAACGGCUGCGAUGGUACUGCCAGGUCUGCGAGAAGCAGUGCAGAGAUGCAAACGGGCUCAAGAUGCACACUCAGUCCGAGAGCCACGUGCGGAAGAUGCUCAUCGUCGGCGAGGACCCCAAAAAGUUCAUCAACGACUUUAGCAACCAGUUCCUCUCCGACUUUAUGAGCCUCCUCAAGACGAGCCACGGCGAGAAGCAGGUGCAAAUCAACCACUUUUACCAGCAAUAUAUUGCCAACAAGGAGCACAUUCACAUGAACGCCACAAAAUGGCCGUCGCUGACCGAGUUUGCCAAGCACCUCGGCCGCGAGGGCCUCUGCCGCGUCGAGGAGGAUGACAAGGGCAUACACAUUGCGUGGAUCGACAACUCGCCGGAAGCGCUGCGAAGGCAGGAGGCGCUGCGACGCAAGGAGGCGCAGACCCAGGGCGACGAGGAGAUUGAGCAGCGCAUGAUUCGCGAGCAAAUCAGGCGCGCGCAGGCAAACGCGGGCGCGCGGAGCGACGAGGCGGAUACGGAUAAAGAUACAGAGGAGCGCGAGCUGAAGCGACGAGAGGGCGAAAUGAUUACGUUGUCGUUUGGCGGCGCCAACAAGGCCAAGACGACGGCCACGACCACGACCACGCCCGCGGACGAGGCUGCUGGGAACGUCGAGGCAGACAAGGGCGAUAAUGAAGCAGACGCUGUCGCUGCGACGGACGCAAAGAAACCAGCCGGCGGCGGCGGCGGCUUCUCCUUCAAGGCUGCCGGCAAGGCGCCCGUCAAAAACGUCUUUGCACAGGCCAAGAAGAAUGCGCUGAGCGGCGGCAGCGGAGGCAAGAAGCCGUCUGCCUUUGAGCAACCCAAGAAGAUGAGUGAAGCGGAGCGCAUCAUGCGCUUGGAAAUGGACCGCAAGCGUGGGCGCGACGGGACGAACUCCGGGGGGAAUCCGCUGAAGAAGCAGAGAAGCGGUUGA
Beauveria bassiana ARSEF 2860 is the source of this 1017-nucleotide messenger RNA. Its product is annotated as zinc finger protein RTS2. The record is from RefSeq and is a predicted model, not a curated record. The transcript has a single exon. Gene Ontology annotation, molecular function: double-stranded DNA binding. Gene Ontology annotation, biological process: DNA damage response; DNA replication. NCBI's taxonomy places the organism in Eukaryota, Fungi, Ascomycota, Sordariomycetes, Hypocreales, Cordycipitaceae. The coding region runs from base 1 to 1017 and encodes 338 amino acids. Gene Ontology annotation, cellular component: nucleus.